GAAGAGUUGAACACUGCGACCAUGCACGCAACAUGUAGCUCUCAGAUAACCCUAGCCUAAGUUAAACCUGUAACAGACCCUUCAGUUGGAAAUUGAACAGUUUACUUUCGAUGGUUUCACGAAGUUAUUUUGAGCCGUUUUGUAUGCGUACGCCGUUCGGUUGAAGCUUAAGCAAGUAAUCCAAAGUACAAUCAUUUAUGUCAAACAGGACACCACACACACCAGAAGCUGGCUGGACGAUUCCGAGCUACAGACACAAGAUACAAGGGGGCACUGUCACAGAGUAAUUUUUACAGGGACAGCGUAGUAACAGAGAUACCACAGGAGUUUUGCUAAGAGUUUUUUAAUUCGUUUUACACCAGCUCUAAGAUAUUGCUAGUGGACUCGGAAAAGCCACACAACAAGAGGCGGUACAGCCAGUUCGGUCGGAACGAUCCCUAUAUCACAGCAUUCACUAGGCUCAGCAAGUCAGGUUCCAGCUAGCUUAGGUCCCAGCACACCCCGCACCCCGAAUGUAACCCCUGCAGCUCCUAGGAUUAGUUUCCAACUAGAGUAAAGCUCCCCGAUCCCCGAGACCCAAAUCGACCACCAAGAUGUAUGCAGCUGCUGGCGGCGCCUCGCUGGCCUCUCGCCAGGCGCGCCAACGCCAGCGCCAGCAGAAGAAGAACCAACAACUACAGGCGAAACUACAUCCACCGAAGGCCGCCGGGCUCGGUCUCGUGUCCGGCGAUCAUGCCGCGGCCGAGGGCGCCUCCACGCCCACCCGCGGCCAGUCGCGCCAGUUCCACCAGCUGCCGACGAACUACCUGCGGGCGCCACAGCCGCAUGGCCGCAAGCUGAGCGCCACCUACACGACGCAAUCGAAGCUCCUACUGCCAAUCGACGAGGGCGACACCCAGUCGGUGCUGCAGCUGCGCAUGCACUCCCACUCGCACGCCCACGCCCAUGCCCACUCGCACUCCCAUGGACCUGCCCACGCCCACGCCCACGCGCAGGCGCAGCCAUACCAGACGCCCUACCAACAGUUCGCCUCCUCGCACGGACGCGUCUCACCGAAGCUGGUACACCGGCACUCCGGCACCGGCAGCACUGCCGGCUUCCAGCCGGUCUUCGCGGCCGGCCAGCUGCACAAGUCCGCCACGGCGACCUUGCCGCUGCACAUGCAAACGGAAGCGGAUGCGGAAACGGAAGCAGGAGCGGGAGCGACGCCAUCGGCGGUGGCCGGCGUUAAAACGACAGUGACCUCGUUGGAGACAGCCACGCCUACGUCUCCUCCGCUGGCCAGCACAUCCGCUGCCGCGGCUGCCGCCCUGGCGGCCGAGGCCGAGGCGGAGGCAGAGUUAGCUGGCGCAGCCGCCAUGUUUGUGCCCCACCAUGAUGCCAUCAUUGUAACGCCGGCCACGCCCAUGGCCUCGCCUGGUCACGUGGCCAAGCUGCGGCGCCCGGGGCCGGAGGAGCUGCUCGAGGCGUCUGCGGAGCGCCAGCCCCUGACCGCCGGCGAGGCGGACGACGAGGAGGAGCCGAUGCACCCGCCACCCGGACAGCUGGAGCGCAAGUGUAGUGUCUACCGAAUGCGCAGGAGUGACGCCUUUGAGCAGGAUACCGGCAGCGGCCUCAAGCGGCAGCUGCGGGAGCUGCAGUUCAGCGCCGGCGCCCAGCAGACGCAGUACGAGCCGCUGCUCGCCGACGAGCCUCAGCUGCUUUUCAAGGGACUGGGCGCCAACGGACGCAAGCUACAGAUCUGCGCCUACUGCGAGGAGGGCAUCUGCAUGUGCGAGCAUCUCGAGUGCGCCCAGGGACGGGCCGCCUGGCUGGAGCGGGGCCGACGCUGCAGCGUCCAGGAUCAGCAGCAGCAGCAGGCCACCUGCCACCGACGCUGGGUGAAGCGCAACCGAAUACAAGACGCCUCCUUGGGCGGCUCUUCGGACGACGAGGAUUUCCUGGGCGUUCUACGCGGUCCCAGCACCUUUGCGAACGCCUUUCUCUACGUGGGCCUGGGCACGGUGGCGCUGGGCUUGGUCAUCGCAUUCGUGGGCACUGGGGAGAAAGGCUUCAAAACCGUGGAACUAAGACUUAUAGGGCCCUCUCUCAUAGGAUUGGGUCUGAUCUGUUGCAUUUUACGCAUCCUCUUCUGCAUCUGCCCAUCGCACUGCAUCUCAUCCAGCAAGAAGACGCGCAAGAAAAACUUCAACAAAAUCGAUGCGGAUCACACCACCUCGCUGCUGAGGAACGAAAGCAAAAGGGUAUCCAUAGCGAGGGGACCCAGCAUUCAGGCCAAAUAUCCAAUAGCGCACAAACGGAGCCAGAGCAAAAUGCUCAACGAGGGAAUGGAGGCACUCCGUCAAAUUGCCACCACAUCAUUGUUUAUGCAGAAUGAGCAGAAGACUGCCAUUAAUCGCGUAGUACCGAUCAUCAAUGAGCCGGAGAGCGGUGAUGCUCCACUGGAGAUGAAGAAACUGCAGACAGCUCUCAAUGCCUGCGAGAUGAGCGACGAGGAGCAUGACCAAGAGGAGCAGCAGCAGAUUGCCAAACCUACAACAGCCACAACUGCCGUAACGAUUAGUACCACCAAAGACCCGACAUCAGCAGGAGCAGGAGCAGGAGCAAGUGCACCUUCGAGAGUAACGAGAGCCACCACACUGAGUACCGUAGACGAGAAGCCCGACAGCAAGCUGGUGAGGCAGCGAGUGACCCUGCAACAACAACGCUCGCAGCAGCAGCAGAAGCCGGACCAUAUCUCCAAGUCGCAGUCGCUGUCCUCCUCUUCCACAAUCAGGGACUCGCUGGACGGCGUCGUGGUCGAGGAGGAAACAUCCCUGAUAGAUGCCGGCAACAAUGUCACAGCGGCAUCUGCUGCAGCUCCAGCUGUGAUACCAGGCAGCUGCAGCACUGGAGCGAUACCCAGAUACCCCACGCGGACGGGCCAGUCCACGGGAGCGCUCAAGACGACAACGACUACGACAUCGACAACGUCGACGUCGCCAUCGACGACUACAACGACGACUUCGCCCACCAUCACGGCGCGGCUGCCCACGUCGCAGUCGCACCCCAUCAGCUACGACCUGCCCCCGGCCCUGCCGCACACGUACUCCGCAUCGGCAACAGUGCGCGGACCGCUGGGCAUGUCCAUGAGCAGCUCCGCGUACGCGAUGCCCAUCAGCAAGGUGGGCGCCACUGCCGCCAUGCCGCCCACCACCACAACGAUCAGUCUGCUGCCGCUUCCGGCGCCGCCGACGAUGGCCACCACCACAAUGGCGGCGGCCAGCAUUCCCGGCCAGGUGCCGGAAACCAGCGGAGCCAAGAGUCUGAGUCUGAGCUUAAUGCAACCCAUGCCGGCGCUGCGACCAGCCACGGCGUCCGGCCUGUCGACGGCAUCGUUCAGCACACAACUGGAGCACAAGUCGCAUCCCUCAUCCGCCGGGUCGACGAUGGGGCGUGGCGGCAGGUUGCAGGCACCGCCCUCAGCGAUAGGGACAGCGGCGUCGACAAGCAAACUCGAGCCUGAACUGGUGCUCAGUCCGGCUAAGCUAGGCCAAUAGAAUAAUGGGAAUUAGUUUCGAUCUUACUUAGUUAGCCGCCAGGUCAUGUACAUGUCUAGGUUCUAUGCGCGAGUGUGAGUGCGACUGACUGGGUGUCUGUGCCAUGUGUGUGCUAGAGUGAAAGGGUAUUACGUAGGACGGGAACGAGAGAGGCGUGCCCAAAGCUAUCUUUUAAAUGUGCCACUAGAAAAACUAAGAGAACUAAAACCACGCCCAAAACCGAAACUCUAAAAAAAGGGGGUCAUGUUCUGACUCAGUUCCCUACAAAAUCAUGAUUAUGAUGCAUGAAUCCCAUGUGGAAACCAUCAAAAGUCCACUUCUCGGCUCAGAACAUGACUUAUUGUUGUUUUUUUAAACAAAGUUGUCUGUGUACCUGUAAACUCCCCCUAGGACUUACCUAUGUUAUCGCUUAUCCCCAGAUUCCUCAGUACGUUUUUCGGAUGUUCCAUCCACUCUGCAGCUACCCGCUUAUUACUUCCGACUGUCCGACCUGUUCCUCAGGCUUCAGGUGGCAUAACCAUCGCCCAAGUGCUCAGCAAAUACAGCUAUACCAAAAUCAUAGCCAGGGUAUUAUAAAGUUUGUAUUCCAAACAUAUCGUUAACGAAAUACAUAAACCAAUGUAACACUUAAUGUAAUAAAGAGCCAAACAAGAAACCUAAUGCGAAGACGGCACGCGUCCGAAUUGUCAAAGAAAACCAAAAACAAAAUCGAAAGAAUAUGGCUACAAAACCAAUUAGAUAUAUAUCCAACGAUGUAUGCGUCCACUAGACACCAGCAAUGUCAGACAGCUAAAUACCCAAAUAUAAAUGUACCAGUAUGCAUGGGAGCGUGUUUCUGUUUAACUAAUUCCAAUCAUAAGUCCACAAAGUUCAAAAAGUAUUAGGUACUGGUGCCCGCGUCCUUGAAGCAAGCCUUGAAAACCCGUUAAUAAAUAAAUUACCAGCUCUU
Drosophila kikkawai is the source of this 4488-nucleotide messenger RNA. RefSeq lists its product as uncharacterized. Gene Ontology annotation, biological process: protein ubiquitination. The record is from RefSeq and is a predicted model, not a curated record. Gene Ontology annotation, cellular component: Cul4-RING E3 ubiquitin ligase complex; nucleus. Lineage: Eukaryota; Metazoa; Arthropoda; Insecta; Diptera; Drosophilidae.